Molecule: messenger RNA, 1257 nt
Organism: Bipolaris sorokiniana ND90Pr
Lineage: Eukaryota; Fungi; Ascomycota; Dothideomycetes; Pleosporales; Pleosporaceae
Exons: 4
Coding region: 196-1185 (329 amino acids)
Source: RefSeq, a predicted model, not a curated record
AGCCGCGCACAGGCCAUCCAACCAUGAACCCAACCAUGUCCUCAAGUUGACACGGCGCAUCUUGAACCACACCCCGUAGCUGCCCUCGUGCGCAGCGCAAUGUACCCCCAAUAACCAGUCUGUCACCAAACAUCGAAACGUCUUCGCAAUAGCAACAAUCGCAUCGUUAAGAACCAGAAAAAAAAGAAAAGCAGAAUGCCACCCAAAUUGUCCAAGAGACCCUGGCUCCCAGCCGUGGCUCUCUUCUCCUUCUUCAGCACGCUUGCGACGGCAUUGAGCGGCCAGGAGCCGCUGGGCACUCUGGAAGAACAACGCGGAUAUAAUCCCGGCGAGCCAAUUCCAGUCAGCUGUCUGAAUCGCACCAUAGAAACAGGUGAACAUAUCACAGACGCAGCCGGCCACUUACAAUACAUACCCUUCCCCGUCUGCAACGAAACCGGUCGCCCCCUCGAACUCUUCUUUGGCGUCGAAAAAGACGUGAACUGCACAAUAGACUUUGUAACUGAUGAAUUCUUCCAUCUCCUCGAAUUCUACAUCCACAACGACGCCCCCCUCUCCUGCCGCAUCCCCUCGAAGCCCCUCCCCCCCUCGGUCCUCGCAACCCAAUACAUCGUCUCGGACAGCUCAACCCAAGAAGGCGCACUUGGAUCUCAAUCCUCUUCUUACACGCCGCUCGUCGUCGCACUAGCAGGAACCCUGCAACUCUCGCACUUACACGUGGGUAAUUAUCUGAAUCUACUAGUCCACGCGGUCCCGAAACAGAGUAGUCCUGGAACGAUCGAUGCGGCGACGGCGUAUAGUGUGAGUAGUCAUACGCGGAAUACGAAGAUUACGAUUGGGGAUAGUUUGCCGUUGGUGUUUGCGGUUAGGUGGUAUCCGAGUACGACGUUGCCGCCGGGGUGGAGUGGGUAUGGGGGCCAUAUUUAUACGAGUACGUUGGUGUAUUGUUUCCUGAGUGCUGUAGCGAGUGCAGCAGUUUGUGUAGUUUACUUUAGAGGCGUAGAGUUGCCUAGGAGGCUUAAGAGGUAUGCGACAGAUAGGAUGAAUGGGGGUGGAAGAGGGUUCGGCAAUGGAGGGAGUGGGUAUGGGCUGCCUGUUGCGAACGCUAGGGAUGGUGCUCCAAGCAUGGGUAGUGGUUAUGGCUUGGGAGGAUAUGGUUACAGAGGUGGAAAGAGAGCCGACUAAAAACACUUACCAAACAGUCAUACAAAACAUAGAAUUCACACAUCAGUCCAUAAAGGCAAAAUGUAUCCAUGU